Molecule: messenger RNA, 2574 nt
Organism: Lolium rigidum
Lineage: Eukaryota; Viridiplantae; Streptophyta; Magnoliopsida; Poales; Poaceae
Product: nucleolar and coiled-body phosphoprotein 1-like
Exons: 5
Coding region: 376-2574 (732 amino acids)
Source: RefSeq, a predicted model, not a curated record
GCUCGCUGCCCGCGUGCGCUCAGCUCAAACAAGUCAGUCGUCUUCCUCACAUGUUUUGAGGGAGAGCUGCGAGGGCCAACGGGCGGGAUUCCUGGAUGUGACAGGCCAAGGUGCGAGGUUUCCUGAUCAGAGCGGAAGCGGAGCGCGCCGCGAAAGCCGCCGUCUUUCCUCGUAUAGGCUGCGGCGGACGGCGGAAGCAGGCAGCACGCCAGCACCGGCGGCACGGGAAGAUAGUUUCAAUCGACCGUCUUCUCCGCCCACGCUCCCCUCUUCCUCUUCACGGGAAGCCUGACACGGAGGAGCCGGGCAGUUCGCCUCACGGGAUUCAUUCACCGGGCCUCCCUCGACAGGUGAUGCGCGUUGGGAGCUGCAGCAAUGGCGUCGCUCGUGCCCGGGGUCCUCCUCAAGCUCCUUCAGCACAUGAACAGCGAGGUGAAGGUCGCCGGCGAGCACCGCUCGUCGCUUCUCCAGGUGGUCAGCAUUGUCCCCGCGCUCGCCGGGAGCGACCUCUUCACCAACCAGGGCUUCUACCUCAAGGUGUCCGACUCGUCUCACGCCACCUACGUCUCCCUGCCGGAGGACCAGCAUGAUCUCAUAUUGAGCGACACGAUUCAGCUGGGUCAGUUCAUCCACGUGGACCGUCUCGAGGCUGCCACCCCGGUGCCGAUCUUGAGGGGGGUCAGGCCGGUUCCAGGCCGGCACGCCUGCGUCGGUAGUCCGGAGGACCUUGUGAUGACUAGCUCCUCCAGUUUCCUUGGCACCAAGAAGGUGCAGCCAUCGGUCAAUGGCUCCAAGGAUGCCGGCGCUCUGUCACUGGAGAAAGAGCAGAGCAAGCUGCAGAAGAUAAACGCUUCUGUGAAAAGCAGCGGGGCCGAAAGCAAGAAACCGCAGCUGACCAAGUCAAACUCUUCGCUCUCGAAACAAGCGCUGGCUAGCCUUUUCGAUAAGAAGGAAGCGGUUAGCUCAAAGGUGAGGCCGAACAUUGCUAGGUCGACACCUUCAUCGCCUACCAGUGUCCGUUCUCUGCCUGCAUCGUUUGAAAGUCUGCCAAAUGAUAUGAAGCUGAGAGCAAAAGCGAAAGGAGCAGACAAGUCAUCGCCAUCUAAGUUAUCCUUGUUAGAAAAGGCUGCUUCUGUGCUGAAGGUUACUACAGCAGGGAGGAAGUCCUCUGCAGGUAACUUGCUUAGCAAUACUCUCUUAAGUAUUGAGUCGGGACCAAAGGCGUUGAGAAGAAGCUGGGAAGGGAAGGCCGAUACGAAAAGCAAAGGCAAUUCAGAUUCAAAGGUGGCCAAACCUGACAGGAAGCCCGAGAAUAGGAGCACAUCGACUCCUAGACGAAAACCACCACCAGAUGAGAAGCUCUCACACAAGGAUGACACUAAGAUUCAGACUCCUCCCAGGAAAAGCACGUCAAGUGCUCUCUCAGAUGAUUCUGACAGAACAAUCAAUAAGUAUCUUUCUCCUAUAAGGCGGUCGUCAGGGGUUUUAGGCAACACCAAUAUGACAAAUUUAGUGAAGAUUGCUGCGAAUAACAAAAAGCUGACCGAUCCAAGCACUUCAUGGACAUCGCUUCCUCCACCACUUGCUAAAUUAGGAAAGGAGCUUACCAAGUAUAGGGAUGCGGCACAAAUGGCUGCAGUUGAAGCCAUACAAGAAGCUUCUGCUGCAGAGAGCUUGCUUCGAUGUUUAAGCUCGUACGCCGAGGUGAGCUCGACGGCAGAGGAGCAGAACCCGCAGCUAGCCGUGGAGCAGUUCCUUGCUCUGCACUCAGCCAUGUCGCGUGCCACAGUCGUUGCCGACUCGCUAGCCAAAGCAGCUGCCUCGACCUCUACAGCGACCUCACCGGAUCAAUCAACGGUGGGCGAAGCCGCGAGCAUUGACGAAGAGUCCCUUGCCAUUGCGGCGGAGCGCCGACGCCGUGCAGCCUCCUGGGUGGGCGCCGGUCUCGCCACUGACCUCUCCGCCUUCUCCCUCUACAACCUCAGACCGACACCCGCCAAUGCGGCCUCCCCUCUGGCCGUCGUCCUCGUCGACGAGUCGGCGAAGCCGGCGGCAGUGAAAGCCUCACCGCCAGCCAAGUCGCGGCUGUCGCCCGCGAAGGGGAAGGUGCGGGCGGGCGCUGUCACUGCAGUAACGGCAGCGACUGCGCCUCCGCCGGAUUGGGAGAGAGGAGGCGGCGCGGAGGAGAGGGGCGAGCUCGCGAGGCGGCUCGGGGAGGAGUCGAGGCGGUGGUUCCUAUCGUUCGUGGAGCGGUUCCUGGAUGCGGACGUGGCGGCGGCGGCGCCGUGGGACCGCGACCGUGCUGCCAGGAUGCUCCCGCAGCUGAAGCGUGUCAACGACUGGCUAAGCGAUAUCGGGAAGCCGCCCGUGGUGGAACCGCCGGCUCCGCCCGCCGACGCGGGCGGCGAGGAGCCCGUCGCCAACGCGGCCCCUGCCACUGCGUCCAACGGUGUACCGGAGGAGACGAUAGAGCGGCUAAGGAAGAAGAUAUACGAAUACCUCCUCACCAACGUCGACUCGGCCGCCGCCGUGCUCGGCGAGUCGUCGCCGGCGGCGAACGGGAGGAAGGGGUGA